AUGUCUGAAAAUAGCAAGUUUGCUCUGCCUGUGAGCAAUGAUGGUGAUACCAACGUCUUGUCUAUGAUCUACAGAUUCUUUAAAAAGGUAUCAAUUGUGGGAGCAGUGUACCUCGUGGGUUACAUGCAAUGGAGUGUGGCAUGGUUGAUUGGACCAGUUGUUCUCUCAGUAUUGAGAGACCAGUGGCGAAGGGAGAAUGAGUACAGGAGGAACCUCGCAAAAGUCGUUGCUGUUUCAUCGGAGAAGGAUGUGGUGCUGGCACGGCUUGACGAUCUUCCAGCUUGGGUCUUCUUUCCGGAUGUGGAACGUGCUGAGUGGCUAAACAGGAUCCUCCUACAAGUGUGGCCAAAUGUGAACCACUACGCGAAAACCAUUUUAAAGGAGACAAUUGAACCAGCCGUCGCAGAAAGCUUGGCUAACUUUAAGCUCAAUGGUUUUAAGUUCGAACGUAUGAUACUUGGUACUAUCGCACCAAGAGUGGGAGGCGUGAAAGUCUACGAUAAAAAUCUUUCGAGAAAUGAAAUCAUCAUGGAUGUGGAUUUAUUUUAUGCUGGAGAUUGCGAUAUUUCAUUUGUCCUUCAAAGAAUAAGAGGAGGAAUCAAAGAUUUGCAGAUUCACGGCAUGCUUCGUGUAAUAAUGAAGCCUUUGAUAACGAAAAUUCCUUUAGUGGGUGGUCUCCAAGUGUUCUUCCUAAAUAAUCCGUCCAUAGACUUCAAUUUAGUGGGAGCUGCUGAUAUUCUGGAUAUGCCGGGAUUCAGUGACAUCUUACGUCGUUGCAUCAUAGAGCAAGUGGCUAAAAUGAUGGUAUUACCAAACAAAUUACCGAUCAAACUCAGCGAUGAAAUACCUACCGUCGAUCUACGGAUGCCGGAUCCUGAGGGUGUUCUUCGCAUACAUUUAGUUCAAGCUCAGAACCUUAUGAAGAAAGAUGUUUCGAUGAUAGGAAAGGGUAAGUCCGACCCUUACGCGAUAAUAACAGUUGGAGCCCAGCAAUGGAAGACUAAACAUAUCGAUAACGACGUCAACCCAAGAUGGGAAUUCUGGUGUGAGGCGUUAAUAAGCUCAAGAAAGAGCCAGGUGCUGCAAUGCGAACUAUGGGAUUGGGAUCCAGGGAUGGGCAUUCAGAACGAUGACUACCUCGGCAGAUGUGCUUUGGAUAUAUCACAAGUAGUGAGCGCUGGAAGACUUGAUACCUGGCAAACUCUCCAACAAGCUAAACAUGGAAAAGUUCACCUCCGCCUCUCCUGGCAUCGUUUGUCCACAGAACUUGCCGAUUUGAAUCAGGCGCUGUUAGAAGUGCAACUCAUCAAGAAUUCGGAGCUUAGUACGGCUGUACUCUCUGUUUAUAUCGACUCGUGUAAAAACUUACCAAAUGCCCGAGCACAGUCGAAACCCGACCCGUAUUUACAAAUAACAUUGGGAAAGAAAACUGAGAACACGGCUGUUCAAAUGCGAACGGACUGUCCAGUCUAUGAAAUUGGUCAUUCGUUCCUCGUUCACAAUCCAAAUAUUGAUAUGUUGGAAGUAAAGGUCUUAGAUCAAAAAACGGGAAAUCAACUCGGAAUCCUGAUGUACUCAGUCGCGUCGUUACUCAAAGAAAAGGACCUCACCAUGCUGUCUCAGCCGAUAAACCUUCAGAAGUCUGGACCAGAAUCCAAAAUCCUUCUGGCGUUACAGUUAAAGAUUCUGAAAGAGGCGGUGAAAGAAGAUUUAGAAGAGGAAGCCUCGGCUCCACCUACUCCUGAGCCACUUCCAUCUGCUCCAGCACCUGAUGCCACUGAUGCCGCACCACCUGUAACAAUCCCGCCUGUUGCACCUACGGAGGAAACAGACAAUACGUCGGAGAAAUCGAUUCCCGUGGAACAAAUUGUGCGGCAAGUUGAGACACCUCAAGAGAGUCAACCACAACCAGAAAAUGAUACACAUGUUCACAAACUUGUUCAUCGAGUGUCCUCAUUAACUACAUCCGCGGGUGAAGCAGGCCUGGGCCGUAUAUUACUAUCUCUUCGGUACAGCAUCCUAAACCAAACACUAUAUGUGGUCGUGCAUAAAAUUAUGAACAUCCCCUUGAAGGAUCCCACGAACGUCCCAGACCCAUACGUCAAGCUUUACUUGCUUCCCGGAAGGGCCAAGGAGUCAAAACGCAAGACUUUGAUCGUAAAGGACAGUUGUAUGCCAGAAUAUGACGAGACAUUUGAAUGGGUGAUUCCACACGCUGAGCUGCACUCAAGACAAGUGGAGGUCACUGUUGCCACCCAUAAAGGCUUUCUUGGCGGAAGUCCGGUUAUUGGACAGGUAAUCGUACAUCUCAAUCAAUACGAUUUUCGAGAAGCAAAAACUCUAUGGUUUGACCUUCUCCCCGAAGUUGCGCCCAGAGAUUAA
Pieris macdunnoughi is the source of this 2382-nucleotide messenger RNA. NCBI's taxonomy places the organism in Eukaryota, Metazoa, Arthropoda, Insecta, Lepidoptera, Pieridae. The record is from the annotation of a GenBank genome assembly.